Molecule: messenger RNA, 3312 nt
Organism: Elgaria multicarinata webbii
Lineage: Eukaryota; Metazoa; Chordata; Lepidosauria; Squamata; Anguidae
Gene: ALDH18A1
Product: aldehyde dehydrogenase 18 family member A1
Exons: 18
Coding region: 95-2494 (799 amino acids)
Cellular component (GO): mitochondrion; cytoplasm
Molecular function (GO): glutamate 5-kinase activity; ATP binding; glutamate-5-semialdehyde dehydrogenase (NADP+) activity
Source: RefSeq, a predicted model, not a curated record
CUGCCGGUCGGAUUCGCUGGCAGGCGCGCGCGCCGUGUGCUCCGGCCCCUGUUCGGAGAGUUCGUGAUAAAGGCGCUGCGUUACACUGUUCGCGAUGCUGUGCCGAGCGGCUGUUCUCCUUUCCCUGCGUUCCUCGGGACGGUUCUGGCGACAGUCUGAUGUGGCUGGCUCCCACCCUUGCUUACUGGCUCCUAACCUGGUGUUGAGGAAUGCAUCUGCCCGAGGCUGGAGUAACAUCCCUUUUAUCACGGUGCCCCUCAGCCGGACUCACGGCAAGUCAUUCGCUCACCGCAGCGAGCUGAAGCAUGCCAAGAGGAUUGUAGUGAAGCUGGGGAGCGCGGUGGUGACUCGAGGCGAUGAAUGUGGCUUGGCCUUGGGGCGACUGGCAUCGAUUGUUGAGCAGGUGUCAAUGCUGCAAAACCAGGGCCGGGAGAUGAUGAUCGUCACCAGCGGGGCUGUGGCCUUUGGCAAGCAGCGGCUCCGUCACGAGAUCUUGCUCUCGCAGAGCGUGCGACAGGCUCUCCACUCGGGGCAGAACCAGCUCAAGGACAUGGCCAUUCCUGUGCUGGAGGCUCGAGCCUGUGCUGCUGCUGGCCAGAGCGGGCUGAUGGCUCUGUACGAGGCCAUGUUCACACAGUACAGCAUCUGCGCCGCCCAGAUUUUGGUCACCAACUUGGAUUUCCAUGAUGAGCAAAAGCGUCGCAACUUAAACGGGACGUUGCACGAACUGCUGCGAAUGAACAUCGUCCCCAUCAUCAACACCAACGACGCUGUGGUUCCUCCCCCAGAGCCAAACAGUGACCUGCAGGGGGUAAACGUAAUUAGUGUGAAAGACAACGACAGUUUAGCAGCACGGCUGGCUGUAGAAAUGAAGACCGACCUACUGAUUGUUCUUUCGGAUGUCGAAGGCCUCUUUGACAGCCCCCCGGGAUCAGAUGAUGCGAAGCUCAUUGACAUAUUUUAUCCUGGAGACCAGCAGUCUGUAACGUUUGGAACCAAAUCGCGGGUGGGAAUGGGAGGCAUGGAGGCCAAGGUGAAAGCUGCCCUGUGGGCUCUCCAAGGAGGCACCUCGGUAGUGAUUGCCAAUGGAACUCACCCCAAGAUCUCUGGCCAUGUCAUCACAGACAUUGUAGAAGGGAAAAAAGUUGGCACGUUUUUCUCAGAGGUGAAGCCAGCAGGCCCAACAGUGGAACAGCAGGCUGAAAUGGCUCGAACAGGGGGCAGGAGUUUGGCAGCACUGCAGCCUGAACAGAGAGCAGAGAUCAUCUAUCAUCUUGCUGACCUUCUGACAGAUCAGCGAGAAGAGAUUCUUCGGGCCAACAAAAAGGAUUUGGAAGACGCUGAGAAUAAGGGGAGGCUGGCCCUGCCUUUGCUGAAGAGACUCAGCCUGUCGACCUCCAAGCUGAAUAGCUUGGCCAUUGGGUUGCGUCAGAUUGCAGCAUCUUCACAGGACAGCGUUGGCCGUAUCCUUAGAAGGACGCGAAUAGCAAAGGACUUGGAGCUGGAGCAAGUGACUGUGCCCAUUGGAGUCCUAUUAGUGAUUUUUGAAUCCCGGCCUGACUGUCUCCCUCAGGUAUCUGCUUUGGCUAUUGCCAGUGGAAAUGGGUUGUUGCUUAAAGGAGGGAAAGAGGCAUCUUACAGCAACCAAAUCCUUCACCACCUGACUCAGGAAGCCCUUUCCAUCCAUGGCGUGAAGGAUGCAGUGCAGCUGGUGAACACGAGGGAGGAGGUGGAAGACCUUUGCCGUUUAGACAAGCUGAUAGAUUUGAUCAUUCCCCGCGGCUCAUCUCAGUUGGUCCGGGAUAUCCAGAAAGCUGCUAAAGGAAUCCCAGUGAUGGGGCACAGCGAGGGGAUUUGUCAUGUGUAUGUGGACUUGGAGGCCAGCGUUGAGAAGGUCACCAGAAUAGUGCGAGACUCAAAAUGUGAAUAUCCUGCAGCCUGCAAUGCACUGGAGACGUUGCUGAUACACCGGGACUUGCUGAGAACCCCCGUGUUUGACCAGAUCAUUGACAUGUUGCGAGUGGAACAGGUGAAGAUUCAUGCUGGCCCCAAAUUUGCCUCCUACCUGACGUUCAGUCCCUCGGAGGUGAAGUCGCUUCGCACGGAAUAUGGGGACCUGGAGUGCUGCAUUGAAGUAGUGGAGAGCGCGCAGGAUGCCCUUGAACAUAUCCAUAAAUACGGGAGUUCCCACACAGAUGUCAUCAUCACAGAGAAUGAGAAAACAGCUGAGUUCUUUCUUCAGCACCUGGACAGUGCCUGUGUGUUCUGGAACGCCAGCAGCCGCUUCUCGGAUGGCUACCGCUUUGGGCUGGGGGCUGAGGUGGGCAUCAGCACCUCGCGGAUCCAUGCCCGUGGGCCUGUGGGCAUUGAGGGCCUGUUGACUACAAAGUGGUUGCUAAGAGGGGAGAAUCACAUUGUUUCUGACUUCUCGGAGCAAGGGAGUAUGAAGUACCUUCACGAAAACCUUCCCAUCCCUCAGAGGAACACCAACUGAGCACCCCUGGGUGGAGCGUGUGAUUUUAUGGAGGCUGUUGCAAUUUCGGAACCUCGUCUGGAAAAGGAGACGGACCUUCACCUUGAGGUGUGCAGUGUUCUUGGCACUCUGGUCUCUCCGGAUACUCAGGUGUGCAGUUAUAGGGGGGGACUUGCAGGCCACGUUUUGUGCCUGGGUUCUUUCUCCUGCUCAAACUGCAUUACUUAGAUGACAGGUGCAGAUAUUCAAGGCACUCUCACUCUAGUAAGGAUCCCCUUGUUCUUGGAUCACAGGAAAGAGAACUCUGAUCUUCCACCACGUCACUCCAAAUGGUGGGGAGCUUUGGGGUUGGUAGUGGGCCUAUUUAUUGAUCUGGAUGCCUCCUUUUUUUUGCAUUCCAAAAAUGUCUAGCUUUUUGUCCCCCUGACAUUUUUCUUGCUUUGAGAAAACGUUGGGUAGCAAUUCUUGCUCUUUCUGCUUCCCUUGGAGAUUUGAUAUCUGAAGAGGUUGUUAGAAAAGUGCUCCAUGUCUUAUUUAAAAUGUUGAAUCACCUUAAUAAAUAUUCCAGGUGCGUACAUAAUGAAUGGUCGUUUAUCCAAGCAGUGCUUUUCUUGCUCAGUUUCUUUUCAUUGCUGGCUGGCUGUUGUGGGGUGCAGACAGAGAAGAAACAGGAAAUCGCAGUUGUAUAAGUACGAGGGUUUUCACAAUAACCCUUUUCUGAAUAUUUGUACCAGAUAUUUUUGUUCAUGCAUUUUAUAUGGAAUUUUAUUUCCUUUGAGAGAUUGAAAAUAUUUUUCAAAUUUUAUGUUGUUUUCAAAUAAAACUCCCUUGCAAUAUUA